Molecule: messenger RNA, 3088 nt
Organism: Rattus rattus (black rat)
Lineage: Eukaryota; Metazoa; Chordata; Mammalia; Rodentia; Muridae
Gene: Tmem184a
Product: transmembrane protein 184A
Exons: 9
Coding region: 245-1501 (418 amino acids)
Biological process (GO): transport
Cellular component (GO): early endosome membrane
Molecular function (GO): transporter activity
Source: RefSeq, a predicted model, not a curated record
AGCCACGCAGUUCCUGGAAGCCAGCUGCUGCUGAGCAAACAGCCCCAGCGGGAUAGAGUGUCGCCAGGGGCGGGGACGAGCCUCAGCUUCUCCUCCCUCCGCCCCUCCCUCAGCCUGAAGCCCAGGUGGGCCACUGGCCAGGUGAGGCCCUGUGUGCCUUUCCUAGCCUAGCGCUACCCUCCUGAGGCCAGCCUUGCCCCAACCUGAAGCUGGGUCUCCACUGGGGGGCCACAUGGCCUAGUGAAUGACCAGCCAGGCUUCCCCAGAGGAGGCUAGGCCUCCAAGGCCCGGGCCAAAGAGCUUCCUGCUCACAGAGAUGAGGAAUGCAUCAGGGUUUCUGAAGACAGCUGGAGCCCCCCUUGUGUCAGCGACCUGGCUUCCGCCCAGCCCCCCUCCGGCAAUGCCCAUGGUGGCAGCCGGGCCACAGAUGGAGCGCGUGGACAACGGCUCGCAGGGGGCCCCCCAGCUCUUCCUCACCAGCGCAUUGGCCCGAGGCGUUUCAGGCGUAUUUGUAUGGACUGCUCUGCUGCUAACCGGCCACCAGAUCUACUCCCACCUGCGUUCCUACACCGUCCCGCGAGAGCAGCGCUUCGUCAUCCGCCUCCUGUUCAUUGUGCCCAUCUACGCCUUCGACUCAUGGCUCAGCCUCCUCCUCCUGGGGGGCCAUCCUUACUACGUCUACUUCGACUCUGUGCGAGACUGCUACGAAGCAUUUGUCAUCUACAGUUUCCUGACCUUGUGCUUCCAAUAUCUGGGGGGCGAGAGCGCCAUCAUGGCUGAGAUCAGAGGCAAACCUAUCAGGUCCAGCUGCUUCUAUGGGACCUGCUGCCUCCGUGGUAUGUCCUACUCCAUCACUUUCUUACGCUUCUGCAAACAGGCCACACUCCAGUUCUGCAUUGUGAAACCCGUUAUGGCGCUGAUCACCAUCAUCCUCCAGGCUUUUGACAAAUACCACGAUGGCGACUUCAAGGACCUCCUGAGACCAUUCGAGCCAGUACUCAAGUUCCUCACCAUCAAAGCCAUCAUCUUCCUCUCCUUCUGGCAAGGAAUGCUGUUGGCCAUCUUGGAGAGGUGUGGGGUCAUCCCUGAGGUCCAGGCCGUGGACGGCACCAGGGUUGGGGCUGGUACCCUAGCCGCUGGCUAUCAGAAUUUCCUCAUCUGUAUUGAGAUGCUGUUUGCCUCCCUUGCGCUGCGUUACGCCUUCCCCAGCCAGGUGUAUUCAGAAAAGAAGAACUCACCAGCCCCACCAGCUCCUAUGCAAAGCAUAUCCAGUGGCUUAAAGGAGACCAUCAGCCCACAGGACAUUGUCCAGGAUGCCAUUCACAACUUCUCACCAGCCUACCAGCAGUAUACACAGCAGUCUACACAUGAAGCCCCUGGGCCUGGCCAGGGUGGGCACCCAUCGCCCAGCACCCACCCUGGCCCAGCCUGUGGCUCUGGAGGUGGUAAGAAGAGUCGCAACAUAGAGAAACGCAUGCUGAUCCCCUCAGAGGACCUGUAGGGCGUGGGGUGUGUGGAGCCUAGCUGGGGUCCAGCUUGCCUAGGUUUCUAGGGUGGGCGAACAGGGUCCCCACCUACCAGCAUCUAUGGACAGAGGCCCAGCCUCUCCUGAGAGCCUCACUGUGGGACUCCCAGGGCCUCUCUAUUCCAUGUACAGCCCAGAGUGAAGUCACCUGGGCGAAUUGGACAAACCCAAGGACCCAGUGGGAUGUCUUAUUAACAGCCUGCAGGUGGAGCGGUGGGUUGGCCAUUCCUUCCGUGGACAGAAGAGACAGGUGGUUAAAUCUUAAGCCAUGCAGUGACAGACAGGGAUGACCAGGCAAGAUUGGGCCCAGUCACCAAAGGCUAGGGAGUCACGUAGCCAGGGCCUGGCUGUGGCUAUCUUGGGUGCGUGAAGAAGACCCCUUGCCCUUGCAUUUUAAUAUAGGUGUUUGGCGAAGCUCUUGCAGGGACAGCCUCGCCUAUUUAGUACAACAGAGUUGCCAGUGUGCCAGCCUGCCAGCUACUAGCUUCUUAUUUAUAGAUAAACACCUUGCAUUUUUCUAGACUUUUGUCGGGCCUUCUGUUCUUAUGGGGGCUUGAUUCUGAGUGACGAUGGGUCUCUCUCUACAUUGGUGGUUCACCGUGGCCUGUGGAGCGAGUCUGGGUAUCGGGAACAGCUAAGUCACACAUCAUGAUGUGGCUCAGAGCAGUACAUGGCAAAGAAGGUGGACUUUGCCACGAGAUGACCAGCUCUGUGACACAAUGGGAGCUGGGGCAGUCAGGUGACUCUCUGAACUUCAGGUUGGCCCCACCCUAAAGUGGUUUAUGAGUCCAUGGCACAACCUAGCGUGCCCCGUACAAGGACUCAAGGCUUCGAGCCCGCCUUCUCUCUUGCCUCUUCCUGUAUACCAGAUCCAGUGCCCAGGAAGUCUGAGAUAGGCUCAGUAUCCCUAGCUAGACUGGCCUUAGAAACACAGGGGACAAAGGCAGACCAGGCAAGCAGCUGGACAGAAAUGCCACCCACCCAGGAACAGUAUCCCUUGCCUAGCUGUCAGUUCCCACAGCCUUUAGGAAUAUCAGACAAAGGGGGUGGAGGGGGUGUUUCCCUGCCUUCUUAUUCUCAGGGCCCAGAGAUAGGAGGAGUCAAGGCCAUUGGCUUCUCCCUGACCCUUCUGGGCUGAUAAGAUAGACUCUAUUCCUUCCUGCACCUGCCUGUAAAAAGCCACCCACACCUACUUAUCUGCCUUCUGGGACUGGCAGGCACAGAGGGUGGCCCUCAGCCCACACAGUCAGCAGGGCUGGGAGGGGCUCUGUACUCCCAGAGACCUUCAUUCUUGAGCCCAUGGCAGGCUCUGUGCCUACCCGCUGGCCUUCAAAUAUGAGGAAUCUUACAACUUGGCCAGCAGGGGGCUGCCUUCCUCUGCCCUGGAGAGGCUAUAUGGCCAUGAACAAGCUAAACAGGUUCCUCUCCCACAAGCCCAGAUACAAAGUAGGGCCCUGGACAGUCAGUUGGCAUCACUAAAUACCCACACAUGCACCAGGAACCUCUGUACCCUGGCCCUGGGGAAGCUGUGCUAACCAAAGAAAUUAAACAAGUUGCCCAAGG